AAUCGGUUUGACAGUUUGCCUAUAUUUUUCGUAUUUGUUUUGUAAAUAAACGUGCUUAAUAUUAAACAUUCUGAGUGAAUUGAAUUUAGGAAUUUUCCCAUUGUUUGAGUCCCCAGAAAAGUGUGAAAAAUAUAAUAUGGGAAAAAUUCAAUUAUUUCACGAGUCUGACCAGGAAGAUAGCGAAUCCUUUAAUUUCAAAACUAAUAAAAGCUAUGCCAAACACUACGACGAGUUUCGCAAAAAAGAAGUUUUAGGCCAACUUAAAAAUCUCGAAUCAGAUACCGAUUCGUCCAGUGAUGACGAAACGACAGACGAGGAAGUUGUAGAUGCUCAUUUUGACAAAGAAUUUUUUCGGACACUUGCUUACCUGAAAAGGCGUGACCCAUCCAAAUAUGAGGAAAAACCUUCUUUUUUCCAAGAUGUUAAGCCAGUUGAAGAAGUUGCAUUGGAGAAGCGCAGAAAGAAAGAAAAACCUAUGACUCUUAAAGAUUACGAGCGAAAAGUCAUAGUGGAAAAGGCUGGUAUCUUCGAAGACGAGGAAGAUUAUAGUGCCUGUCGCGAUGAGCGAGCUGAGUCUCCCUCACUGAUACAACAGCAGAAAGACAUCAAAAAUCAAAUUAAACAAGCACUUAGUCAGAUCGAUACGGACGACGAAGAACUAGAACAAGAUAAUCGGAAAGAAGGGUUGCUGCAAAAAAGAACUAAAACUCAAGAGGACCUUGAAAAGGAACAGGCAGACUAUUUGAAGUGGCUGGCUGACAAAAAAACGAAAGAUCCCCUUACAGAUGAUUUCAAGCAUCUUAAACCGCUAAAAGAUUACUGGAGCAGUAAAACACUUUCGAAGGAGGAAGCAUUUCUGAAGGACUAUAUUUUGAAUAAAAGAUUCGUUGAUGGCUCUGGAGAGGUUCCAUUUUACGAAGAUAUAAUAGCAACAUCCGAAGAUGAGGAAGAACUAGAGAAACAGGAAGAUUACGAACGGCGAUAUAAUUUCCGGUUUGAGGAACCCGAUUCAGAGUUUAUUAAACGGUAUCCCAGAAAUGUUGAAGAAUCUAUACGUAUUGAGCGAAACAAGCGCAAAGAACAACGACAAGCUGUGAAAGAGAGAAAAAAACGCGAAAAAGAGCAGAAAAAACGAGAACUGGAAGAACUAAAGGCUAUUAAACUGCAAGAAAUUAAAGAAAAAAUUAAUAAAUUGAAGCAAAUCGCUGCGACAGACAAUAUGGAUAUCGACGAAGAGCAAUUGGAAUCUGAUUUUGAUCCUGAAGAACACGAUCGACGUAUGCGUCGUAUGUUCAAUGAGGAUUACUACGAAGUUGAUGAAGGUGAUCAAAAACCAGAGUUUCCCGAACUGGAUGAAGAACUUGGUAUCGAAAAUUAUGAUCGAGAGAACGCUGAAACUAACGAUCAGCUACCUUAUUGUGAAGAUCAUGAUUUCGUAAUGGAUGCCGAUUAUAAAAAAAAUCUUAAGGAUAAAAAAAUGGAUGUUCAGGAACAAAUGCUUCAGGCGUCUGCGCACAAGAAGAAGAAAGGGAAAAGGAUUUCAAAAUUCGCCGAAAUGUUGAAAAAGGAAAAGCCUAUUUUUGACCCGGAGGAUGAAAAAACUUAUGGAGAGUACAUCGACGAGUACUACAAGUUAGAUUAUGAGGACAUAAUAGGAGAUACACCAUGUCGAUUUCGAUACGUAGAAACUGUUCCAAAUGCUUUUGGAUUAACUAUAGAGGAGAUAUUAAUGGCCAAUACGCGUGAACUGAAUCGUUGGGCAAGUGUAAAGAAAACAGUUCAAAUUCGUCCAAAAUAUGCAGAGCUCACUGAGUGCGACGUUUACAAGAAAAAGGCACUAAAUGAAGAGCUCAAGAAAAAAAUGUUACCUAGCCUUUACAGAACACAAAAUGACAGUGAUCUGGAAGAAGAUCAAGAAAUCAUGCGAAAAAAAGAAAGUAACAUUGAUAAAAGUUUGAACAUUGCUGAUGACAUCGAUCAACAUAACACUGAUAUAAACAAGAAAAAUAAAAUUAAUCAGCAGAAAAAAAGUUCAACUGUUGGUAUACGUCUUCCACAUGGUCGCGACAGAACCACUCAAUUCGACAGAAAAUCACCAAACAAGGAAAAAAAAUUAAAUAGUAAACAACAUAAUAUCCGUGCUGAUAUUAGUGGUAAAAUAAGUAGCCCGGCUCAAGCACCUAAUGAAAAAUCGAAAAAACGAAAACUGUUGACCGUUGAAACUUCUACACAAUCUUUUAAAAAAUCGAAAAAAAAUCAGCAAUCCUCGGUUUCCACCGUAAGCGAAGGUCGCCUGCGAGCCUUUGGAAUUAACCCGAAGAAAUUCCACAAUAAACUUAAGUAUGGCGGCAAAGAAAGGGAAUGUCAUGGCCAAAAUCUGCACAAAAAGGGUGAAGCAAAAGCGUCACAUCAACAGAAUAAAUUUAAAGGAUAGUUUAAAAGUAGCAGCAGCCAAAAUUAAAUGUUGAAUGUUACGAUAAAUAAACCAUCAAAUUUGCAAUGCUUGAGUCCUAGUGUCCAACUUUCCCUAGAAAGCUAUUCCUGAAAAAACAAAUGGUAACCGAAGAAAAUUCUCCGAAUAUCACACAUUUCGAUACCACUAGAAACCCCGUUCCCGAAAAUGCAUCAAGGUUCAGAAAAGGUUUUCGAAAUCAAUUUAUAGCAGAAAUUAUCAUUCAGGGGGCUUUACUCGAA
Messenger RNA from Wyeomyia smithii (pitcher-plant mosquito), 2694 nucleotides. RefSeq names its product protein KRI1 homolog. Gene Ontology annotation, biological process: endonucleolytic cleavage in ITS1 to separate SSU-rRNA from 5.8S rRNA and LSU-rRNA from tricistronic rRNA transcript (SSU-rRNA, 5.8S rRNA, LSU-rRNA). The transcript is spliced from 4 exons. Gene Ontology annotation, cellular component: nucleolus; 90S preribosome. The record is from RefSeq and is a predicted model, not a curated record. Lineage: Eukaryota; Metazoa; Arthropoda; Insecta; Diptera; Culicidae. The coding region runs from base 137 to 2434 and encodes 765 amino acids.